Molecule: messenger RNA, 1419 nt
Organism: Serendipita indica DSM 11827
Lineage: Eukaryota; Fungi; Basidiomycota; Agaricomycetes; Sebacinales; Serendipitaceae
Source: the annotation of a GenBank genome assembly
AUGUCGACACCGACAGAAGGGAUCCAACGAGACUUGCUCUCUCUAGUCCUACGAUCUCGCAAAGCGUUGGAUCACACAAAGACGUUGUGCUCACGCGCAGAUGUCCUCAGCAAGGACUCGACGGAGCUCGCACUCGAUCUCGUGGCCGUCGAUGCCAAAGUUCGAUGGGCGAAUGAAAUGAUUUCUGAUCAACUCAAGCUCGUAGGCAGUAUUGUAAAGACGCUGUCGCUCCAGCGACAGAAGCUCGAGCGGGAUGCAAAGAACUGGGACCAGAAGCGCAAGGAAAGGACGGCGGCACUCGAGGCGCUCUUGGACGACUUGGGAUCUCAGUCAGUCCCGCCAUCUUUCUAUGAAACGGCCUCUGGCUCGUCGUCAAUAUUUGGCAGCCAGCCUUCCGGUGACGAGGGCGAUGGACCGUUUGCAGAGGAAGGUGGGCAGCAAAGGGAGCCGCAUGUAAAUAAGGUACAGGCUUCGAGGGCGAAGUGGAAGACACUACGCUCGUUUGUGGAUGAAAAGGCUGUGGAAGAGGCGAUUGAGCGGAUGGACGAGGAUAGGAAUGCGUUGGAGGAUCUCAUCGAGUCGACUAGCUCUCAGACCCAAGUGCUGAGCGACGAGAUACUCGCCAUUAGGAAUGCCCUGCCCACUCGCUCUCCCAGUGUCGUAUCGUCGGUGCAUGACCUUUUGAAAUCGCAGGAGAGUGACUUAGAACGAAUGGCUCAGCUUUUGAUGGAUGUCACUCACCAUUUUGACCAAAUGGAGAGUGCGUUGGCAGACUUUGACGCCGGCGAGGUAUUGGGCGAAGACGACAUGGAAGUUUUGGAGGGAGAUACAGCAGAGCUACCUUCCAUCAUUGAAGAAACUGAAGCGGGUCUUCGCAGAAUCGAAAACGUCAGCAAGCAGCUCAAGGCGACUAAGGAUAGUCUCGAGGAAGAACUGUUUUUACAUAGGGCCCGUCUAACCGCAUUGGAGGCCUUGGAAGUCGAAAUUAGCAAUCUCAACGACAGUCAGCAAACAGUAGAGGCGCAAGCGAGUGAACUACACGCGACCCUCGAGAGCCACUUGGCGGCACUCGGUACCGUAGAGGAGACAUAUACACACUAUCGCUCUGCGUAUGGCAAUCUAGUCUUCGAAAUGGACAGGAGGCAAAAAUAUCGCGAGACAGUGGACAGAAUUAUCCACGGUAUGAACGAACAGCUCGCGGCUUUGCGGCAAGAGGAGCUCGCGCGCAGAGAGCAGUUCUUCAAAACAGAAGGAACAUACAUACCAGAAGACUUGUGUCCAUUCGUAGGAGAUGGCCCAACAAUCUUCGAGGUCAAUUCUGCUGCGGAAGAAGUCGCAGUCACCGUUAAUUCGCAAUACGUAGAAGAGGUGCAACAUUUUCUGGCAGGAGAUCAUACGAAGAAAAAAAUAAGACUGUGA